AUGGAUGCCCAAGAUAACUUCGCCGAUAUCGUCAAUAAUUUCCCCGGACUCCCACCUUUCCCGGACGACGUCCCCAUUGCACCACUUCUUCGGCUAUCGUUAGGCAAGCUGUUGGCCGGUGAUAAAGCCGAGCUCGAACGGCUUUAUGAAGCAUCAGUGGAUAUUGGGUUCUUUUACCUUGAUCUCCAAGACUGUGAACAUGGGGAAUCGCUCCUCGGUGACGCAGAUGGUCUGUUCCAGGUUGGCGAAAGCCUCUUCAAAUUGAGUCUGGAAGAGAAGAAGAAGUACGACUUUAGUGCGCAGAACUCCUAUUUUGGGUACAAGGGUCAAGGGGUUGCCGUGGUUGAUAAGCAAGGAAACCUGGACAGAAAUGAAUUCUACAAUAUAUCCAAGGACGACAUCAUGGGAAUAAGCGAUCCGCUUCCAGCACCGGAAGUUUUGCACCAAAGCCGUGACCUGACAAAAUCCUUUAUGCAAGGCUCCCACGCAAUCGUUAGCCUAAUAUUGAAAAUCCUGAACGACAAGUUAUCCCUGCCUGAGGGGACACUGUCCAACCUCCAUCGACUCCAAGCCGUCAGCGGCGACCAAGUGCGCUUUAUCAAGGCGCCGCCCCAACCAGUAGAUGACCGCCGCACUGCACUAGGGCAGCAUACCGAUUUCGGCAGCGUGACAGUCCUCUUCAACCGCCUGGGAGGAUUACAGGUGCUUCCUCCCGGCGCUGAUGCAGAAUGGGUAUACGUUCGACCACUACCAGGCCAUGCGAUUGUCAAUCUCGGCGAUGCAAUGGUUAAAUUUACUAAUGGCCUGUUCCGAUCUAAUAUCCAUCGAGUUGCGGCACCACCGGGGAUUCAGGGGGAUUCUACAAGAUAUAGUUUGGUGUAUUUUGCGCGGCCGGAGGAUAAUGUUAUGCUGCGAAGACUAGAUGGGUCGGAGCUUAUUUCUCCUAUUGAGGACGACCAGGUCGAGGAAGAGAUUAAUAGCAAGGACUGGAUUAUUCGUCGGGCUUUGGGACGUCGUGUGGAUCUUGUCAAGGAUAUCGAUUAUGAGAAAUCUGCUGGGACAGAGCAGAUGAGCCGAAGGAUCAAGGUUUGA
Penicillium cataractarum is the source of this 1092-nucleotide messenger RNA. RefSeq names its product putative oxidoreductase, 2OG-Fe(II) oxygenase family. Bases 1 to 1092 code for a protein of 363 amino acids. Lineage: Eukaryota; Fungi; Ascomycota; Eurotiomycetes; Eurotiales; Aspergillaceae. Gene Ontology annotation, molecular function: dioxygenase activity. The transcript has 2 exons. The record is from RefSeq and is a predicted model, not a curated record.